ACAAGAGUUGCAUUAUGACGUCCGUAAUGUGCAUUCGCGGUUAGCUUCAAAUGCCGUUGAAAUUGAACUUUAAGCGCACACAUAGAUAUAAUGUUGCAGCUAAGGAUCUGCAUGUUAUAAGAAUAUACACACUUGACAACACAUGUGUUGAAUAUACUGUGUCUUCAAGCACUACUGGUCGAGAUGCUCUCGAAUAUGUUGCACAGAGACUAGAUAUAGAAGAUGUAUGUCAUCCACUGUAAUAUAAAGUUAUUUGCAGAUAUAUUUUUUUGGAUUCACUUUUGAUGACUGGGCAGGGGAACAGAGAUGUUUAUUUCUUAAUAAGUCAAUCAAAAAGCAACUGGAUAAAUAUGCUCGUCAACAGGCUUUAACUCUUACUGUUAUGCUUUUCAUUGAUAACCCACAGUUUGUACCUGAUCCACAAAUAAGACGUUGGUUUUACCUUCAGCUCAGAAGAAAUAUAGCAAUGGGUCUUCUUCCUGUGACGUUAAAAUUGGCAAUAAAACUUCAAGCUUACAGUCUUCAAGCUGAGUUUGGAGAUUUUGUAGACAUUGAAACUACUCUUUCAAACUGGAGGGAAAAAAACUUACAGUCAGAAAGUUCUCCAGCUGGUGCAUUUGACCUGUUAACAACAGAAUAUGUUGAUGACAUAAUCUGGGGUUACUCUCAUCUACAAGGAGUUUCUCAGGACAAUGCAAUAUGGUAUUUUCUAGAUGAAAUUCGACAUAAUCCUCUCUAUGGAGUUCGAAUAUUUAAUGGGAUGACAUGCAGAAAUGAAGUUGCAGAACUUGGUGUUUCACGUAAUGGUAUUAAUAUUACUACAUUUGAGCCCCAAAGGCAAACAAUCGCUAACUUAAAAUGGGAACAUAUCAAAGACCUUACGUAUGCUCGUAAGACAUUUACUAUUCAACUGUUAAAAAAAGGAAAAUCUGUUCAUUUCAUUUUUGAGGAUUAUGAAAGGGCGCGUUAUUUAUGGCAGUUCUGUAUUCAGAUGCACAGUAGCUAUAUUGAUUAUUGGACACAUGUAAAAUCGGUCCCACCACAACCGGCAGUUCACAUCUCAGAACCUCCGGAUAUACUAAGAGGUACAGAGCUACGCUAUACUCAUUCGGGUUCACCGGUCUUGAACGAUUUUACAACAGAUUUAUCAACCUCUCAACAACCAAGUCAGGAGUGUACUAAAUACGAUAUCGAACCAGUAAAUGAUGAAUCUAAGAAAACACAAUCAAAGGAUGCAGAUCCACAACACUCAGUUAAAUUAACUGAUCACUGUAGGUUGAUGGAUCAGUUUAAAAUUGAGAAGAAUACUACAACACUGACUAGUGAUAACCGGACAUUCAGGAUUAAUCCCUCUCCAAGAAGACCAAGUGAAGCUACUUGCGUGGUUUCAUGUAAUUCUAGUUCUAUCCAAAAUACUUAUACUAACAAAAUAGCAACUGCGAAUGCAGAUUUUAAAGAACAAAAUGCAGAUUCUGAGUCUGGAACUCUUGUUGGCCACUGGAGUCUUAGAAGCGGUGCAGGGACACUGGAUUCCCAACUCUUAAAUAAAGGCUGUGUGACAUGUCUUCCUGGAAAGGAAUGUUUACGGCCAACCGGAUGGUUCCUCUUAAAAAGUGGAGGAGCAAACUCAGCCUCUUCGGUGUCAAAAGAAUCAAAGACUACUCUUACUGACCCACUACCCUCCAAAACUGGUGGUUCUUCAUUACCUCUUAGUAAUAAAGAAAUUCAAAUGAAUCAUGGAGAUUCCCCUUCUGUUCAACGUAAACAACACCACGCAAGCGAAGUAACCGUAGAUCAUAAAAUGACUAGAAGUCAUCGUGCACACAAGCAUCGUCAAGCAAAACAUCAUCAUGAAGAGCAAAUCAAACCAGACAUAAAUCUUACGACCGAAGUGACAAAUAGACAUGAGAAUAUAAACUGCUGUGGGCCUUUAACGCCAAUUCAUCUACCAGAAGUGACUGUUGUAUUAAGUAAAAAAGAGGUAUGUCCUGAACAAUCAUCUCCCUCAUCUCUAGUCUCUUCAGACAGCUCAUCUGAACGUGUGUUAGUUUCUCCAAGAGCAUCAUUUUCCUCUUCUUCUUCAAGUUGUACAGCUAGUAUUAAAAAAACUGAUCUUGUUCAUGCCGCGCAACAUCAGUCAUGCAGUUCAUCGACUUCAAGUAGUUCGAGUAAUUCUAUUACACAAACUGAUUUCGAAACAAAUGAAGCUAGAAAAACAUCAUUUGGUUUCGCUGCCUCUUUAUGUACUUCAGCUAAUAAUGUAACUUUUAAAAGUCCAUCAAAGUCAAAUACACGUGGGAUAAAUUCAAGUUCAGGUUCCACAUUUGCAAAUGGUCGAAAAUUAUGGCAUGAAUUAAUUCAAUCAAAUAGUGGUGGGAUUCUGCCAUUACUGAGCGGACUAAGCCAACGACAUUACCGACCUCAGUCCCAAAUGAAACGAUUUCAAGCCACAACUUCAAUGGUCCCCGAAGCCAAUAUUCAAAAGCCUGAUUUCGAAGCUGUAACUACUCGGUACACACAAAACCACCAUAGUUCUAAAGAAACAUUUGAUGGAUUAUCGUCACAUAUCCACAAAUCAACUACACACUUAAGUUCAUCAGUUAAUCCACUUCAGGAGUUUCAACGUUGGUUUUCAUCUGCCAAACAUCGUAUUCCAUUUGGAUGGGCAAACAGUACGACUAGUCGAGUAACUACAAUGAAUAUUUCAGCUCCUCUUUCUUAUCAAACGUCUGGAAAUUUCUGUGAAAGCCGUGUUACUAAAUCUGAGAAGGAACAAUGCUUAGGUGUUACGUCUAAUCCUUUAUUACCUAAAGCAAGUCAAAAUAUAAAUAACCAGUCUAAAUCAAACAUCGGACGUAUUGAAAGAUCUGCCAGUGAAUCCUAUUCGCAUUCAGUCAGUUCCAACUUGAAUAAUCCUAGGACUACUGUACUAAUGAAUCUAGAACAAUCUAGUAUGGAUAAUGCAAAUUCCAAAAAAUCGAAAUCUUCAACGAAAGAUUCAAAGUAUACACCUGUAAAUGAGACAAAAAUAUUGCCACCAACAAUUCACUUACUACCACCCAGUCCUACAAGAACAUCAUUUAAGAUUAAUAACAAUAAACAAAUAAAUGUUAUCAAAGGUGAUUUGCAUGACAGUAAUGUACUCUUAACAUCAAGUUCUAAUUUUGAUGCAAAUCCAAAAUUAACUGAUAAUGAAAUAAAACAUCCCAAAGAUAAUGAACUAUACAACAAAUCUAACUUGAAUAAAGUUGAUUUGGUUUCGGAACCAAAAAAUAAUUUUUUGUCCAGCUUACAAUCGAGGAACUUCUCAAGACCAUCAAAUCAGUUAAGUCAACAAGAACAAGGGAACCUGCGUACUUCUUCCUCUUCAUCCUGGCGUCUUUUUCCCUGUCCACUUACUCUAAAUGAAGCUAAUCGUUUAGCUGUCACACCACCAAGAAAGUUUGUUAAUUCUACGUCAGAUAACUAUUGCUCAUCACCUACUGAAUGCCAUCCUAGUAGACCUAUAUAUAAUGUGCCAGAAUAUGAACAAUCGAAUUUCAACCAUGGUUCACUUGUUAAUCCUGAUAUAUCUUAUACAAAAAUUACUGAAGCUAUAGGUAAAGAAGACAUGUCUGAAAAGUGUCAAACUGCAAAACAUGCGCUAAACGAUGACUUAUGCCAAAGCCAAUUUUCCACAACACCAACUACACCAGUCACUCGACCUAACCUCCUAUGGGAAGAGUCGUUUAACCAGUCAUGUGAUAAUAAAAUAUCUCGAGAAAUAUCUCAAGCAUUAUGUCAAGAAAAUGAAUUUAAUUUCCGACAACAGACCAAUGUAGAUAUGAAUUUGUCAGCUUGUAACCUCUCGAAGGAUGAUAGAGAGGUAAGCCCAGUGAUUAAUAUGUGGUCUUCGAAUAACCAACUCAAAAGUAAAUCCAUGGUUGAUAAUGAAAAUUGCUCACCUGAUACUAUGGAAAAUAGUCAGGAACUCGAAAAUAAACCAUCAAGUAACACAUUAACAACAUCUAGUUCAUCCGACCAAUGUAGUAUACCACGUCCGACAUCUGGCACAAUGCAUCUACUUACAAACUCUGAUAUUCAUCAGCUGUUGAGUCUGACUAACUUAAGGGAAACUGAGCUUGCUCAUCGUUUGCUUGCUGAAUAUCGCCAGAUUCUACUUCAGCAACAAAGUUUACAUACAAAUAGUGUUAGUACACCUAAUCUGAGUGCAAGUCAAGAGUUACAGAUGUUGUCUUCGUCAAAUGCAGCAGAAGAUAUAGAAGGUCAGGAAGAGCAGUUAAGUACUUCAGCUCCAGAAAACUCUAGAUACAAAACUUCCAACGAACGAUCUGAUGGGUCCAAAGAAGCCUCCAAAAAUUGCCAAGAAACUAAUCUUAUUUCUUCAAAUUCAAUGCGCAAUGCAUCUGAGGUGUCCAGUAGCAGCCAAACAGCGUUGAGGUUAAAAGUUCGUUGUAAUCGUAAUAUUGAGAUCCAAUCAAUCGAUUCACCUGAUUAUGUAAACGCAGCGGCAUUUAGAAAUGAUAGACGUCACACAAAUGAUAGACCGCUAAGUUUGGCAAGUUCAACAGAUAUUGACUCAAAUGCAACGUUUCGUGUUUUAUCAAGUUUUGAAAUGCGUACAAGCAGUGGUGGUAACUAUUCCACUGGUAAUCUUAUACUUACAAAUUGUAGUAUAGGAAGUGAAGAAGCAACUAUGGGUUUAUCAGUAGAUCUAACAAAUCCUGAUAGCCAACCUGGUGUAGAAUCUAUGACAAGUCAGUCAUCUAAUAAAUCAUGGGAUCAAGAACAAAAGUCAGCAACAGAAGGAAGUCGCAUUCAGAACAAAAGAGAUAAUAACUUCGAUACAGAAACAUGUUCACAUGAGGAUGUAACUUGUAAAGAUGUAGACAACUCGAAUAUUUAUGGUCACCCUCCUGAUUUAUGCAUGAUACAAAAGGUAACUUCGUUUCCAACUAAAGAAUAUUUAAAUAAACAGCGUUCUAAAGUUCAAUAUGAUCAUCCAAGCUCUAUAAAUUCACAAAGACGUCAUUUUAUUGGAGAGUAUGAAAAUCUCGAAGCGAUUUCUUCUGAAAAGAACAAGAAAAUUUAUCUACCGAAUCAUUUAUACAGAUCUACACAUGAACAUCAUGAUGGUGAUCAAUUCAUAUCGCGCGAUUCUCAUGUACAAACUAUGCCAAACAAAAAUGUGAUAACAUCCUGUAAUACUCCUCCAGAAUCGUUAAUGACAUUAACUCGCUCUGGUGGAUCUACAUCUCCUUCACCAUCAACUUAUUCAGAAUCGUCUUCGACACUAUCAUCAUCUUCACCUUAUUCAGAUUUAGGAUGUAUUGAUUCUAAUCAAGGAGUUUCAUCACGAAAACAUAUAUCUGGUAUAAAAUCCUCUAAUACAAGAAACGAGAUACAACAUUCUUCACAAUGGCGUCAACUGUGUCAACCAGAUAGAGGAACGAAGUCAAAAAGAAAUCAUAAAACAGAUGAGAGAUAUCACAACAUGUUUCCAACUGUCAUUACUCCUAGCUUUAGAAAAAGCACUAAAUAUUGUCAUUGUAGCUGUCAUAAAUCAUCUGGACACCUUAAAAUCACCAAAUCUAAUUCAUCUCGAACUGAGACCAAUGACUUAAGUCUAAUGGAUACAUCGAACCCUUCUGGAUACAGACGUAUCAAACAAAAAGCCCGCUCUUUUGAACCAUUUUCUAAGAUUAUUGAUGCUAAACCAUCUGAACAUCAUUGUACCUCUGUGUGCUUUGAAGAUGUCAAUAAAUGUGUAGUUCCUAGUGAAAGUGCGUCAAGCAAUAUUCAAGAAUAUCAACGUAAGUAUAUCAAAUCAUUGAACCGUAAAUCACAUCACAUUAUCGGUUCAAAUAUACCAAUCAGCAUAAAUCGUAAAAAUCACCCAUCUUGUUGUCAGUGCGUACAAAUGGAUUACCAUUCGCAUAAUGAUGUGAGCAAUUCUGUGACUACAUCACCAACGGAUAGUCCAUUUCUAUCAUCUGCAUCAUCUUAUUCAUUCUCUACUUCUUCCUUAGAUGUUCAACCAGUGAUUGACUGUCCAUAUCACUUUCACAUACCCAGUUGUACAUCUGUUGUAAUAGCACAUAAAAGUGGACGUAAUCAUCGAAGUGGUAGUUUGGAGCCCAGUAGUAUUAUUCAUCGAUCUAUUUCGCGUAAAUCAAAACCCAAAAAUGUUACUAAAUAUUCAAAGCGUCGACCAUCGGUAAGAAAAGAAUAUUAUAACGGUAACAAUCAAAGUAUGAAUUCGGAUGGUUUACGUUAUGCAGAAAAUUAUAAACGCGAACAUUGCAGUUGUUGUGAAUUCCAUGAAUCACCCACAAAACGUGAUUUGCAAGAACAAUACAACCGAAGUAACAGCGACAAUAACUCUCAUAGUAUUAAUAGUAGUACCAAUAAUAAUAAGACUAUGAAUGAUAUCAAUAAUAAGUCAAUGCAUCAUUUACUUUCUCGUUUACCAUUUACUAACAGUAAUCAUGAUAAUAACUCAUUCAUUUAUUCGAGACAUUUUGAACAUGAUUUGAAUAAUGAUGAAAAACCGCCUAUGAUAGUAAAGCGGAAGUAUAAUGAACUAAAUAACGGUAGUACCAACAAUUGUCAUCAUACAUAUCGAAGUGAAUAUUAUCCUACAAAUGAGAGAAAGUUAACUGAUACACCGUUUAUUAUAAAAGAUAUGGACAAUAAUGAUAAUGCAGUUGUUACUGCGAAUAAUAACUUUUCUUAUAUUCAUCGGGAUAGAUCUAUACAAAAUUUUGAAAUCGAAAGUUCCAUUAAACCACCAAGACCAAAAGAUUUGAAAGUAUUUCCGAAACAUCAAAAUUUCAAUCCAGUUGACCUUACAAAAUAUAGAUCAAAUUCUGGUAAAAGAAUCUCGUUUUUCAAAAAGAAAAUUCCAAGUGAAUCACAGAUUAUGAUACAAAAUCAACUUCAAGAAAUAGAUAAAGCUACAGAAAAAGGGGCCAACAGAUCUAGUUGGAGAGAAAAAACGAACUUAGCUGCAUCAAAAACAUCAAGCCACACGCCCCUUCCUUCUCCUGAUCUGCUUUGUAGACCCAAUGAGGCGAUGAAUGGUUAUGUUGUCGGAACUCUUCGAUCGUCUAAAGUGUCAGGUUUCUGUAGUAAAAAUUCAAUGAAAUCAGAUGAUUCUUCAAAUCCAAACAAAUUACGCUAUCAUGAAUGUUAUCAAGAACAUGAAAACCAGAGGAAAAUUGGACCUAAGUUUAGUCCAGUAAGUGAACGUUGUCAAUUAAACGAACCUCGUGGAUCGUACCAGAGCACUUCAUUCAAACCUUACAGAGAAUCUGUAAAGCCUUUAAAUAAAACACUAAAACAGAAAUUAUCUCCAACAAACGACUUGUCGCCAGCACCUGGAUUAGUUUACACAGCAUCUGUUGUGUUUAAUCCAACUCAACAGUCAGACCCCAACACUUCAAGUAGUAAUCACUCUUCAGUUGCCUAUGAAAAAGUGAAAGCUUAUGAGCGUCAAUCAGAGCCAAGAAAUAUUCCACUAAUACGCAAUGGUUCUAUUGAACCAGAUAAUUCUAAUAAAAAGAAUUCUACCCUCAAUAAAAGAAAAAUAUCCACAAUACAGUUAAUAGACAGAGAUCACAGUUGCACUCAAAAUGACAUUCAGUUGAAAGAACAAAAUCUAUUAUUACAUGAUAUCCAAGUAAAAUCAACAGAAUGAAAUUAUUCAAUGUAUCUCUCGUCAUAUGGUUUCAGAUGAAUUAACUUUCAAUUAUGAUAAAGUCUGAUCAAGCUUCCCAUCUUUGUACACAGUUUGCAUUGAACACAUGAGAAAUCCCAAGUUUUUCAUUCAUUAUUUUUGUGUUUCAUUUUUAAGUGUUCAUCUAUGUAUCUCUUGCGAGAAAAUUAACGCGAAUAUUUAACACAAUCAAAUAUUUCGUCUAUUUAGUUCGUUAUACAGUAUAAAGAACUCAGAAAUAUACUCCGAUCGAUUGUGUUAUUAAUUGCCUUAAAUUAUAACCAAUAAAGUAUUGAUGUCUAA
Messenger RNA from Schistosoma turkestanicum, 8020 nucleotides. Lineage: Eukaryota; Metazoa; Platyhelminthes; Trematoda; Strigeidida; Schistosomatidae. The record is from the annotation of a GenBank genome assembly.